Bacillus rossius redtenbacheri is the source of this 28341-nucleotide messenger RNA. It is a transcript of the gene tutl, whose product is annotated as protein turtle. Gene Ontology annotation, biological process: cell-cell adhesion. Gene Ontology annotation, molecular function: protein binding. NCBI's taxonomy places the organism in Eukaryota, Metazoa, Arthropoda, Insecta, Phasmatodea, Bacillidae. The record is from RefSeq and is a predicted model, not a curated record. The coding region runs from base 557 to 4312 and encodes 1251 amino acids. The transcript has 17 exons.
UACUCACCAUUCGCUGCGAGAAGGUGGCGGUUAGUAAUGUUUUGGUGAUUGUCCUCUUGCGUUUUCAGUUAGUGUUCGAGAGAUUUUUACUUAUUUCUGAGUGAAGCAGGUGCAUACGAUCGAACCUUGUGAUCCUCGAAAGUUCACCGAGCGACCAUGUGUUCCAAACUACGAAAUUCGAAUAUAGUGUCGUUAUAAAGAGACGCGUCGGUUACCUUCGGUAGUUCAUCGUUCGCUUUCCAGUUUUUUAAAUCUUCAGACGCUGGAGUGGGGCGGAGGAGGAGUGGCCAAAUGUAAGAGGGGAAUCGAGAGUUAAAAUCGCACAGGUAAACAACCGAAAAAUACGUUACACACCUUGCCAAUCCGGCUCCAUUCCAAGGAUUUUAAAAAAGAGAGGUUGGAUAAUUUGACAGUGUUGGUGCGGCUACGUUCAUGCUAGACGUGUUUCGAGAAGACGUUUCUUGCAAGCUGGUGCACUGAAGGUCCUGUCGGCGCGGCGCGCACAACAUGGUGCCGGUGGACCGCGAGCUCUAACAGUGACUAUGGAAACAGAGGGAUGGGCAUGCGCGUGGACCCCCUGGUCACGUGGUGUCGUCGAACCCUGAGCUCGAUCCCGCCUCGACAAGUGCUGCCCGUCGUCUGCGUGCUGCUCGCCGUAGUCGCCAUUCCAGUCGUGUGCUUCCAAGAUGCGCAGCACAUCACCGCCAUCCUGGGAGAGAGCGUGGUGUUCAACUGCCACGUGGAGUUCCCCGGCGACCACCCGGUACCCUACGUGUUGCAGUGGGAGAAGAAGGUAGGCGAAACGGGCCAGGAGAUACCCAUCUACAUCUGGUACGACAGCUACCCCACGCACAGUGGCGAGGGCUACGAGGGACGCGUGUCGCGCGUCUCCCCCAACUCCCCGUACGGCCUCGCCUCCCUCAACCUGACCAACAUACGGGAGAGCGACCAGGGCUGGUACGAGUGCAAGGUGGUGUUCCUCAACCGCUCGCCCAACCAGCACAAGAAUGGCACCUGGUUCCACCUAGACGUCCACGCUCCCCCGCGCUUCAGCAUCACUCCCGAGGACAUCGUGUACGUCAACCUGGGAGACGCCAUCAUCCUCAACUGCCAGGCCGAGGGCACCCCCACGCCAGAGAUCCUCUGGUACAAGGAUGCCAACCCCGUGGAGCCGUCCGCGACCAUCGGCAUCUUCAACGACGGCACGGAGCUGCGCAUCUCCAACAUCCGCCAUGAGGACAUCGGGGACUACACCUGCAUCGCGCGCAACGGCGAGGGCCAGAUCAGCCACACGGCCCGGGUGAUCAUAGCAGGUGGAGCGGUGAUCAUGGUGCCUCCCACGAACCAGACCAAGCUGGAGGGAGAGAAGGUGCAGUUCUCGUGCGAGGCCAAGGCCUUGCCGGGAAAUGUCACCGUCAAGUGGUACCGCGAGGGAGUGCCCGUCAAGGAAGUGCCUGCCUUGGAGACCAGAGUCACCAUACGUAGAGACGGCUCGCUCAUCGUGAACCCGGUGAGCGCGGACGACUCCGGCCAGUACGUGUGCGAGGUGACCAACGGCAUCGGGGAUCCCCAGUCUGCUUCUGCCUUCCUCAAUGUCGAGUACCCUGCGAAGGUGACCUUCACGCCCACGGUGCAGUACCUGCCCUUCCGGCUGGCCGGCGUGGUGCAGUGCUUCAUCAAGGCCAACCCACCCCUGCAGUACGUCACCUGGACCAAGGACAAGCGCCUGCUUGAGCCCUACCAGACCAAGGACAUUGUCAUCAUGAACAAUGGCUCUCUGCUCUUCACCAGGGUGAACGAGAACCACCAGGGCAAGUACACCUGCACGCCCUACAACGCGCAGGGCACGCAGGGCUCGUCGGGAGCCAUGGAGGUGUUGGUGCGCAAGCCGCCCGUGUUCACCAUCGAGCCCGAGAGCCUGUACCAGCGCAAGGUGGGCGAGAGCGUCGAGAUGCACUGCGACGCCCAGGAGGCAGAAGGCACCCAGAAGCCCAACAUACAGUGGCAGCGGAGGGAUGGCUCCCCUCUGCAGAGAAACCGUGUCCGUGUGAACGGCGGCAACAUCACGAUAGAAGGCCUGCGUCGUACGGACUUUGGUUUCUACCAGUGCGUCGCGUCCAACGAGGUGGCGACGAUUGUGACGGUGACGCAGCUGGUGGUGGAGGGGACCCAGCCCCACGCACCAUAUAAUGUGACGGGCAACGCCACAGAGUCAGCGGUGACGCUCAGCUGGUUGCCGGGCUACAGCGGUGGCCCCGACUACAAGCAGGACUACACAAUAUGGUACCGAGAGGCAGGCAUGUCCGAGUGGUCGACCAUCCCGGUGACUCCGUCGGGCUCGACCCAGGUCACCAUCAACAGUCUGUCGCCCAGCACCAUGUACGAGUUCCAGGUGGUGGGCAAGAACGCUCUGGGCGACGGCAUGCUCAGCAAGGUGAUCACUGUCCGCACCCUCGAUGCGGGGAUCACCCGAACACUCCCAGCUGUUCCCGUCUCCGAGAAAGACUUCCCUCGAUCCCCGGAUGAUGACAUUUAUGAUUAUAGUAUUGUUAUCUUUCCAACUGAUUCCACAGGCGCUACAUUGUACCCACCGGUGCUACGACCUAAAGGUCCGAAACCGGGACCCCCCCGAAACCUCACGGUCACCGAGAUAAGCAAUGGGUUCCUGAUCACGUGGCAGUCGCCCCUGGAGCGCUCGCAUCUCGUGCAGUACUACACCAUCAAGUUCCGCACCGAUGGGCCGUGGAAGACGCUCAACAAGGCCCAGAUCCGGCCGGAGGACACGUCCUUCCUCGUUAAGAAUCUGGUUGGAGGUCGUACCUACUACUUCCGGGUGCUAGCGAACUCAGCUCGCAACUACGAGUCCAGCGAGGAAAUCAAGUUUCCUGUGCCGGCGCGUGUCAAGCAUAAAGCAAUCACAGCCGGCGUUGUGGGCGGGAUACUAUUCUUCAUCGUUGCCAUUAUCUUGUCUGUGUGUGCAGUCAAGAUCUGCAACAAGAGGAAGCGUCGGAAACAAGAGAAGGCAUACAACAUGGUGGCAUGCCGAGUGACCGACGCCCGCAACGGGGGCCAACCGCCCGCAGCCAGCCAAGUGCCUUUGAAAAACAGAUCUAGACAGGGCAGAGUACCAGGUGUAAUGAGCGCACUAGGAGGACUCGUCAAGUGGCUACAGACCUGGCUCCUGCCCCCACGCGGCCUCGACCUAGUCGACCAGCGCCAUCUCGGUCGCAUACACCGUGCCCCCGACGGCCGCUUCGUGCUGGUCGACUCCUCGUCGAGCGCGGGCGGCAGCACCAGCAGCAGCGAUGACGGGGGGUUCCUGUCCCGGCGCCGGGCGUCUUGGCGGCGCCCGCUGGUCGCCUGCCCCAGCCAGCUGUCCUUGCGUUCCCAGGCAUCAGGGGAGAGCAUGCUGGCAGCCUUCCUGCCACCCCGUCUGCGUGCCAGCUCCCCCCUCGCCCCCGGCUGGUCUCCGGGUUACAACUUCUCCGACCUGAGCUCCGUGAGGCAGACGGGCUCCUCCGCGGACCGGUCGCGACCCACGCCGCCCGGCCACGUGCAGUUACGCUCCGUGCACCAGCGCUACUCCCAGGAGCUGCCAUCCCUGCGAGCCAUUCACGAGGAGGCGUGGCCGGGCCCUCCCCCACCGCUCUUCCUGCCUCCCGUGGCUCGUUCCCCUCCUCGAGUGAGGAUCCCUCGCCCCGUGCCGUGGGCAGCAGGGCCCAGGGUGGCUCGCCUCCUGCCGAGACACGCCAGGCACGCCAGGAGCGCGCCCGAGCUGUCCGACCUGCUCAUGGAGACCUCGCCCUCCAGCUCCUCAGGCUUCGGCAGCAAGAACACGUCCUCCCAGCAGAACCAGAGCUCGCAGUCGGGCAGCACCAGCGCCGAGUGGCGGCUGCCUCCUUACCGCCCGCCCCCGCCCCCGCCUCCGCCGCCACCACACCCCGCCACCAUCCACCAGCUGCUCCUCCGCCCGCCACCCCUGCUCGGCCCGUGGCUCGAGUUCGCGGCCGCCAACUUCCACCCCCCCUCCCCGCCGCACUCGGAGCCCAUCAAGUCGCUGGACAUCAGCGUCGAUGCCCACUACGAGUUCGACCCCGUCUUCCCUCCCACGCCUGUACGACGCCACGCUGACGACAGAGGGAUCAGCGACUCGGAAGUGUACUCCACAUCUCCGCUCCCUGCGAGGACCAAACACCUGUCCAAGUACGACAACAUUGAAGCUCGCGUGCAAGCGAUGAAGGAAGAGUUUCACGAGUUCCGCAAGAGGCAGGCGAAGAGACGACGCAGUGAAGAACUAGAGAGUGCUUGCUGAGUUCUCCUUAUCUGCCAUUUCACCUGGGGCUCAACUCUUAACUCAUUGUGUUCACGGUCCUACCCAGAUUGGAGAAAAACUGUUGUUAUGUUACAUAAUUAUUAAUUCACAAAUAAUAUUUAUUGUAGUUACUAAAUUUUACAAGUUCAUCAACAGCUGAUAACAUUAGUAUAUUCAUACAUUUGUAUUACUUUCUCUGAACCUUCGUUCCCUCACUUAAAGCCGCUCUCUCACCCGCCUGGAAGUCUGUGAGGGCGAAUUGACAUCGUGGCGUGCACUUACCGCAGGCUCGGCCAUGCCCAAUGGGCUCCUCUCUCCUGGAGCGUGCUAGGGUGAAGAGGGUGAAGUUGUGUCCGGGAUGCCGUGACCCUGUGUGGGGCUGAGCAGAGGCAGCAGCACUGACAGAGCUUCUCGUAGCUGUGUUUCUUAGAGACACGGGAUCUACGAACAGUCAGACGUGUUGCGGGAAGUCCUGGUAUCCCGGUUCGUUUGGGCAGUUGUAAUGCAGUGAAGGUUGAACUAGCAUUUGGGGUGCCUCGGUGGAUUCAGAUGCGGGGAGGCAUUAUCCUAACUGUCGAAUGGGCUUGUCAGGUCAGGAGCUGAGGCUUGCAAGGUUCACCACCGUCUAACAACGGAGCCGGGUGUGCGGCCCUGUUCCGCUUCCUCGUCUGCUUGCAGAGCAGAACUGCAGUUAAAGGGCAUGAUCGAGGUGGAAUUCCCUACAGCAAGAAAGCAUGAUGUUUUACUCGUGGUGCUAUCGUGCUGGUCUUGUAGUUCCAACUGGCUAGGUUAGGCUAGGCUGGAGAAGGUAGACGUCGGGGUGUGCGAGGGGACGGCGCUAGGACCAGCUCUGGGCUGAGUGAGCAUGGUAGAGCCAGGGCAUGCAGCAUGGUGCACGGGUGCAGAGUGUUGGCGCAAGCGACAGCUGUCCGUGACUGGGCGUGGCCUCCGACAAAUGUUUCAUAUUGCCCGGGGAAAAUGCUCAACAUUAACAAACAAUAGUUUUUGUUCCUAGCAUUCAUAUUUUAUAUUUUACUAACAAUCUGCCUUACAAAUAUGUGAAAACUUUGUGCUCAUUUUUUUUGUUGUAAAAUUUUCGAGUCUGAAUUAAUAUAAAAAAUAUUAUAUUGUUCAUCAUUAUUUUAUUUUUAAAUAUUUUACAUAUAGUAAACUGAUCAGUUAAUACCAGUUUUUCUCAAAGCUGAUCUCAUUGCCAGACCAAAACAGAUAAUGGUUGUCAGCUGUGUAUAGGCUCUACUAUGUGUUUGUAUUCUUUUGUUGUCAGACUGGUUUGAGUAUUGAUUUCAUAUUGAUUUCCAUAUUUAUUUCAUAUAUUCAGUACUUUACUGAUAUCUACAACAAAUACUAGGAAAACUUUUGAAUGUUGUUAGGAAUGUUUUUGUGUUUAUCCGCAGUAUAUAUAUACAUAUAUGCAUUUUCACUUUAGAGAGAAAAUAGUUUUGAUUAGAGAGUGUAGUUUGGUCAUUUGCCAACGUGAAAGGAUAUUCUAAAUAUGUGUUUUUGUAAAAAUUUAUCAUGUGGCAUUUGAGGGUUAUUGUGUAACUACAGAAUUAGAUCCCUUGUAAUGUUCAUAGAACUCUAUGUAUUAGUGAACUGGACAGUAUUAUCUUAACAGACAAGAACUAGGUAUGAUUAUUUAACACACCUAACACAGAUCAGUAAAAGUUGAAAGAAAUUAGACAGAAAUCUCUGUCACAAUAUGUCAAAGGUUUUAAGCAUAUUCUUGACCAAUUCAUGUCUUGUUAGCAUUGUUUGAUAAUAUAUUGUUGCACAACCUAUCUGGUGCUGUAAUUACUCUCAACCUUUGUUAUGAUUGGAACAAGUUUGCAAGCUUUGUAAAACUUUGGUUUAGGACUGCUUUAUUUUUUACAAACAAUGGGCAACUUUUAAAAAUUAUAAAAAAAAAUUUAAUUUAUAUAAAAACAAUUUUCUAAGAUGUAUCUGACAUACAAAAUGUUGUUUAUUACAUGAAAAUCAAUGUUGACAAAGUUAUUUAAAUCAUAAAUAUGUAUAUAUGCAUAGUUGUUAUUUGAGUGUGAAAGUGUCCUGAUCAGUUUGACAUCAUAACUCUGGUGUGUCACUUUAGUGCAUGGCAAACUGGAAGGCUGGAGUUGAGUUAUUAGAAAUUGCUGGAACGAAAAAUGAGAAUUUUGAAAAAAAAAUACACAUCCUACAUUAUACUAUGAGUAGAUAAAGAAAAAAAUUGUUUACAUUAUUUUACUUAUAGUCUCUUAGAGCUGAGAUUACAGGAAAAAAUUAUAAACAUGAUGUAAUGUUUCUAUUUCUCAUGAUGUUAAAAAACAUUGAUUCAUGAGAUACAAACGUAAAGGCUGCACUACCUUAAAAUACAUCUGGUGUUCAAUCCCAGGAAGGGCGGUGCCAGAAUGAACAGGCGUAGAGAAUCAACACCCACGGGUUGCAAUGUGGGUUCUCUGCUGCAACUGCAGUGUACGAGUCAGAUAACAGUUAGAGUUUAUUACUUUGUAUUCAGUGGUGCUUGCUAUGAUCAUGCAUAACAUGUUGAAUAAUUAUAACAUUACUGUCCAAGAUUCACAAUCCUUUCACAAAGCCCGAGACAAACGAAACAUGUGAAAUCUACUCUGAAACGUUCACCUCAUCAUAUAAAUGGCAAUUAUGUUACCUAUAUAUUAUGUUAGUUGAUUUUGCAAGAGUUUUUACGAAGGUAUUUUCUUGUCUCUGUGUUGACUAGGUAAUAAAUAUACGAGUGCAUAAUAAAAAAUAACUUAUAGAGUAAAAUCUUUGUAAAGUUUCUGUUGAAAUUCUUGUUGGGAUGUGGGAUGUAAAAUAUGAUUAGAUCAGUACCAAGCUUCAGUAUGUUCCUUAUAUCAAUCAUAGCAUAUAUUGCUUUAUCCGUUGUUAUUAGCAAGGUUAUUGUAACAGUUAUUUCAAUCGUAGCAUAGCCUUAGCCUUUUUUUUUUUCCAACAAUACAGUUCAAUUGUAUAAUCUGAGACUGGUUUUGACAGCUAAAUAAACUGCACACAUUAUGACUGGAGCCCACAAUAGUAUUGGUUUCCAGUGGUAACAUCUUGCAUUGACCGGCCACAGGUUAACUCAGAAUAAUGGCUGCCUUGGUGUUGUUUUCCCUAAAAAUUAAAUUUUUAGUACUUUAAAUUAACUGUGGUACAUCUAUAGAUUGGAAAAUUUUAUUUUAUAUUACAGAAGUAAAUUUUUUAAAACUUGUAUCAUCAUAAUUAUUUUAUGUUAUAUAAACAGCUUCCAACAAUUUUCAUUUUUCAAAGAGUACUUUUAUUGUACUUUGUAAAUGUUUUUUAUGUAUAAGACUUUCUUGAGGUUUACAGCACACUCAAUUUUGCUCUGUAAUUCAAACGUUAAACUCAUAUAUAAACAUUACAUUACUUAUCAAGAUAUAAAACAUAAAAGACAAAUUAUAAACAUUCCCUUUAGUAUGGUUUCAUGCAAAACCCUAUCACCAAGGAAAUUUGCACAUAAUUUUAUACCUCACCAAAUAUACUAUUUUUGGUAUUUAAAAACAAUUUUAGGACGGCUACCUACACCGGUGGUUAAAAAACAUACAUACGUAUUUGGUACUGUACUCCUUUUUUUUUAUGAGGAUUUAAAACAAAAGAAUAAAGCAAUGGUUUAGCAAAUAUCCACAAAAACACAUAGGGUAAAGUAGGGGAAUUCCGAACAUCGGGCUAAUUCUAACCACUAUUGAUCUCUGAAUUCUCAAUUCAGUUAAUUCGCCUGUAGGCUGCCAAGCUCUAGCGAAGGGUGAGUGAAGCACGUUCAGAAAGGUAACGCGACACUGGCUGCGUAGAGAUGGCAACUAGAAUGUUUUGUUUAUUUCGUCGAUAAUUCUUCUAAGAAAUUUGUAUCAUAUUAUGUAAGUAAGAUAAUAAAGUAUGUAUAAGUAAUAUCUACAAUAAUUUGUGCACAAGUAAACAGGACAUAUAAAAAUAAUAAUGAACUUGGAAAUUAUUUUAACUUUCUGUCAUCUGUAGAAGAUGCAAGUUUAUUUGCACAUUGUAGUUCGGGGUGAUUCCGAUCUAUGCUGAUAGGAAUUACCCUAAAAAGUAUUUUUAUCAAUAAAUAUUAAUUUUUAUUCCAAUUAUGCAGUACACUUCACAGAUGCCUCGACAUAGAACACGAACACAAAGCGCCAUGGAAUGCUGAAACACUGUAUGCAGCUGUCAAAGCAGUAGAAGAAAGAAGAAAUAAAUUCGGCAAGCAGCUAAAUAGUAUGCAAUUCCAUAUGUACACUCCAUGACAGACUGAAAUCAGCUAAUUUUUAAAAAUUUAAUUUUGGAAGACUACCAAUAUUUAACACUGCCCAGGAAAAUGAGAAUGCAGAUCAUGUAAUUCUUCCAUCAAAAUUGUUUUAUGGGAUUUCAAUGACAGACCUCAGAAAGCUAGUUUUUCCUGUGAAACUUUAGAUUCCACACAAUUUCUGCAUGGCAAGUAAUUUGGCUACAAGGGAUUGGCUGGAAGGUUUAAUGAGGCGACAUCCUAGUAUAUCACUCCGACAGCCACAGGCAACAAGUAUCAAUAGGAUUACAGCUUUUAAAAAAGUUGAAUUAACUUAUUGUAUGAUAAUUUGGAAGGCCAGAUGUUGAAGCACAAAUGUUCACAUGACAGGAUCUGCAACGUAGACGAGACUGGCUUAAAUACUGUCCUUAAUUCAGGAAUUCUCGUGAAGAAGGAGGGGAGAGUUGGAACAGCAGUCAGCUGGAAAGGGGACGUAAUGUGUCGGUUAUAUGUGCAAUGAGUGCCAGCAGUUCUUUCGCACCACCAAUGUUAUCUACUCACGUCAAAGGCUGAGCAAGAUUGUGAAUAGAGAUGGUUCCCAGGUUCUUUAUAUCAGUGCUCUAAGUCAGGUUGGAAGAAUGAAGACCUAAUUUUUAGCAUGGCAACAACAUUUCAGUGCCUUUUGCUAACCAGAUCCUAACAAUCCAGUUUUGCUUGUUCUGGAUAACCAUUCCACCCAUAUUUCUCUGAGUCAUGAAUUUUGUCAUCCCGAAGGAAUAAUCAUGCUGACUUUGUCUCCAAACACAUUGUUUCAAAUGCAGCCUUUGGAUGAUACUUUCUAUGCACCCCUAAUGAAGGCAUAUCACGAAGCAUGGAGAAGAUGGAUGGUAAAUCAUCCCUACGAAAAACUCAGUCGAGAUGAACUCUCAGAACUCUUUAACAUUGCAUUUAUGAAGGUAGCGACGUAUGAGAUGGCAGUCAAUGGUUUAUGAAAAACCGGAGUUUGCCCACUAGAUCCCGAUAUUUUUUCUGAAGAGGAAUUCCUUCCCAGUAGCUUACAAGAGGUGAAUAGGUCUACCACAGAAGGAGAAUUGAAAAUGUUACCAUUGUCACUUCUGCUGUUAUUUCAAGUUCAGCUACUGAAACAGAACUGUCUCACCUAAUAUGGUUUUCACACAUUCCAGUUGUGCUGGUCCUUCGUGUUCUUUGCAGGAUGUGGCUCCAGUGCCAAAACUAAUUUUUCGGGUAGCAAUAGAGUCAAAGACUAGGCCUAGACGUAAAAUGUAUUCUCAGGUUGUAACUUCAAUUCCACAAAAGAAAUUUCUUGAAGAAACUAGGUAAUAAAAGGCUGUUGCUAAAAAAUUGAAGAAGGUUGAAUAAGAAAGAAAGGAACUUUAUGGAAACUUAGGCCGAGAUUCUCGGCAGAAAAAGAAACAGUAUCUUGAGAUCCUUUCAGGAAGUUCCUCAGAAGAUGAUACAGUUGCUGAACCUUGUGAUAAUCGCUGUGACAACAUAGAACAAACAAUAAGCAAUACCAAACAAUUUUGCAUUCUUGGUAAAGAUGAAAACUAUGACAAUGAACAUUGAUAUAGGUGCACUUUGUGCUCAGAGUGCACUGCUUGUGAUACACCCAACCAUUAUGUUUGUAACUGUUGUCAGUGAUAAACACCACUCACUCAUAAACUAGUGGAUUUUAUCACCUAUAAUUCAGCUAUUGUUUAUAUUUUAUAAUUUUAAAUUUUUCUCAACAAUUGUUUUUUGUUGCACACAAAGUAAAUUGUUCCAUUUGCUUGUGCUAUGUGUGCUAUGCAUUUAUUUGUGCUAUUAGAAUUAGUAAAGCUAUAUCUAUGUGUCUGAAAUAUUUCAAAUUAUUUGGUAAAUAUAAAUGAUCGGAAUCAACUACAUGUCAGGGUAAUUUUGACCAAACCUAUGACUUAUGAAAACUGAUAAUUUUUUUUUUCAAACCAACCUAGUUUCUUUAUUGGUAAUACCCAGAAGCCAUGACAAAAUAGCACAGUGUAUAUUCUGUUAUGCACCUCCUUGCUGUAGCAAAUUUUCUUUUUAUGGGUAAUAUUAAAUGAUCGGAAUUCCCCCACUAUCCUACCUUCAGAAGAAUAUAUAACUUCUAAGCAUUUCUUCCGAACUUACACUGAACUAAAGCAAUGGCAUCAGUAUUAGUUUAGUUGAAACUUCCCAUUGUUUCAUGAAAUUAUUCUGAGAUAUUAAUGUAGUAACCUUCCUUCACUACAUAUAAUUUUUACCUUUGGAACAAAAUCAGCUUGGCAUUACAUAAUAAUCAUAUUUUUGUAAUAAUAAAUUUCUUAGCACUAUAAAUUGUGUGUGAUUUUAAGUGACUUUGAAAACACUUUGUUAGAGUUUUGUAAUAACAAGGUUUUUAUUAUUGAGGUUUCACUGCAUAUCAUGUUUUAGGAAAAGCUAUCAAAAUGCAUUGCACAUAUGAAUGUUUAAUGUGUAAUAUUCCUUGUAGUUAUUAUCACUACCAUUUUGUAUUAAACAGUCUUUUGCUAUAUGCAUGUAUGGGACUGCAAAACAUAUUUUGGAAUUCAUUAAUGUAUGCAUUUGUUACUUCAGCUUUUUUAACUUUGACAUCCCUUUUCGAAGCAAGCACACUUCAGAGCUACACAAACAAUUGGGACGGGUGAGUUCACAUCUGAGUUGUGACGUCAAAUGAAAGUCAGACACAAGACCUCCAUUUUGGCAUGCUGUGUACACAUGGUUUUAUUGUUCAUUUAUUCAUAACUUUUUACAAACAAAUUUUACAAUUCAAAAUUUUUUGGUGUUUUAUUGGUGUAAUAAUCAUGUGAAAACAUCCUUGAGGAGAAAAAUUUACAUGUUGUCCAUUAGUUUAGCUUAAAAUCAUUAUAGUAAAAGACAAACUAUACUGUGUUUUUAUGUGACACAGCAUUUAAUGUUGUUUUUCUCAGCACUAAAAUGAUUUCAUGUUAAGUUUGUGACAGUCAUCACCUGGUUCUGGUAGGUAGGAGGACCGUUUGAAGCACAAAGAGUUGAGUCAAAGCCAUCCCUCUGAGACAUGUUCACAAGAAAAGUAAUUACGUUGUGUAAAUAUCGACUUAAAAUCAUUUGCAUCAAGCACUAGAAGACAAUAUCAUUAGGCCUAUAUAGAGUUUUCACCCCUACAACAGUGAUUAUCACUAAUAUUCUUACACUGCAAAGUGAAAUGUACUCACAGAGUUUCGUGACAUUGGAGAGUCUUUUUUUUUUCAUGAAUUUAAAUUAAUUUUUAUUACAUGAGUAAUAAUAUAAUUAUUAAAUUUUCAUUGUGAAAUGACUAAUUAAUGGCACAAUUUUCAAUUCUGAGAAGAAAAUUGAAUGUUUAAAGUGUGUAAAAAGUUACAUUAUUCAUUAAAUUUGCAGUGUGAUGUAGUGAAUUUGCAAAAUUUAAGGUGCAACAACUGCAAGAAUGUGAUUUAGAAUGUUUUAUGACAUUUUAUGAUCUGAAGAACCUGCAUAUUAUUAUUUUUUUGUAUUUAUGGAGUGUGUGGGAAAUAGUGUAUGAGAAAGUGGAAAAUGUUUUCGAGGUUAUAAUUAUGUUCUAAAAAUAUUAGUAAUUACUGAAAACUCCAAAGAGGAAGCAAAUUACUAUACGGUCAUGUGAAAAAUAUUAAUAUAAGAACUGAUAUAUAUUAUCUUUAUUCGUAAAUAUCACAUAAUGUUAAAAUUGAAUUUCAAAACUUAUGUAUGAAAUUAAUUAAUAUAUGUAUAUAUAAAUACUAUAUUGUUCUGUUUAAAGUGUUAAAAAAUAUCUAAAAAAAUAUUCAAAGAUUGGACAAGACAUAUUAUUUGUUUAAAUGAUACAGAAAAUAAUUGUAUAUACAUUUUUCCAAAGUGUGACUUUUCACAUUGAACUAUCGAACAAGUAUACAAUGAAGAUUUUUUAAAAAUGCUCAGAACCAGUAAAUAAAUUUGUUGAGAUUGUAAGUAAGUGAGUUCAUCUUUCUCAUAAUAAUUAUGAUUCUAACACUGUUUAUUCUGUGUCACCUCCCACAGAAGUUUCCAAAGAAAUUCCCAUUUUUUGUUGCGAAUGUGUGUUUAGCAUGCUCAUGCCUCGGUGCACACAACCUAACAGAGUGGACAUUUCAGAUACCACGAGCAGAAUAGCAAUUCCUCAGACUUGUUGCUAUGUUAAUGAGUGAUUACAUAUCAUUAAAUGAAGCAUUUAAUGCAUCAUUAAAUGAAGAAAAGUUUUGUACCAUGACUUGAUUUUUAACCAGUUUUAGUAUCUUUUUUUUUUUAAAGUGUACAUUGAAUGUUUUUGUUUUCGUGCAGACUGACAGGCUCGUAGCAGCUAGCAAAACAUUUUUAGGAAGCAUACAAGUGUCAUUCAAUGAUGUUUUGUAGUUUCUCGUUUUUUAGAUGGUGAGAGAGGCUUUGGAUCUUCAAACACAUGUCAUCAAAAGUUGAAAUGUUUAAAUUACUGUAUUUUAUUGGUUGUUUCAUUACAAUGCUUUGAUGUGCACAGAAUAUAAAUCCAAAACAAGCAUACUAUUUGAAUUUAAGAAAAAUAAUUUUAGAAGAUGUUAACCUUUCAGGUGUUAUGGUGAAGGAUUUUAGUACAUAUGGCAUUAGAGUCCAGGACUCCAGGAUUACAGGAAUACAGGAUUACAGGUCAGAUUUGCUGGCCUCCCACAGCACCAAGGCAAGCCAUGCUUAAUUCAGAAAGUAACAGAGAUAGCAGUUAAUUAUGUCCACACAAAGUAGCUCUAGGAUAACGAUCAAUGACUGUGUUUAAGUUGUGGCUAUUCGAACAUACAUUGUACAGAUCUGGGUCUUGUAACUCACGCUUUUACUAACAGUCUUUUAGACAGAUUAACAUUGUGCUAUAAAGUUUUUAUUUUUGCCACCCUUAACAGGAACUGUGCAAAUUUCUGUCCUCCAAUUGUGCUAAGGAUGGAAUGGACCAAAAUUGUACCUGUAUAGAAGGUUACGAAGCAUCGUGCCUCAGUGUUAUGUAUAGUUCUUGUCAGGGGCCAGUUCCAGGCGUUCUCGAGUUACUCUCCACCUAUCAUUGGGAGGAUGUUUAAAUGUAGCAAAUAAGCUGCCAGAUGCUCCUAGUCAUCUGAACACUCAGUUUGUUUUUACUCAUGUAAGUGUGGCAGCUCUGUAAAAAAUUAAUUAUUUGUCAAGCAAUAACAAAACAGUGGUUAUACUAAUCAUAGAGCCUUUUAAAUGUUUACCUGCAUCUUAAAAAUCAGGAAUUCUUGAUUUUACACUGUUGAUGAAGAAUCAGUCUCUCCCCAAUUGCUGGCGUACAUUGCAGUAGUUGCUCGCGGUGGCAGCGAGGAUGUGAGCAUGCUAGCGCAUGACAACUGUGUCGUUUCGUUGUGUUUGUUAUCUAGUCAGGGGUGUAGCCGUAACCUCCGUGCCCUGAUGCUACGGUCCGCCCCGAGUUGGUGUGGUGAAGCGUGAUAGUUUCUCUGUCUGUCGUGCUCGCAGGAAAACUGUUACGUAAAUGUUAAUUAUUUAGGAUGAUUGAAAAACAGCAUGUUUUAGCAGUAGACAUUAAAGUUACUAUUAAUAUUUAAUUUGCUUGUUAUUGUGUGAAAGAAUAUUUUGUAUUUAAGGUAAUGUUUUGAAAGUUUUGUUUAUUGGAUUGUGCUUGUGAAAUUGUUUAUAAAAUUUAUGAGAAGUACAAAUAGGUUAAGUAAUGUAUAUUUUAUAAUGCUUCUGUUUGCCAUGGAGUGUAAUGAAGCAGUGAUGUCAUUGAAAAUAUUAUUGAAGACAACUCUUUUAAUCUUAUAAUAACAGGAAAAAAUAAUAUAACAAUAUUUGCAUUUGUAAAGCAUUAAAUUUUUUUUAAUGAAAAUUAGAUAUGAAAAUUAUAUUACCAUUGAAAACAUUUCUCAAUUGAAAGAAACCAUCACUGUCAUUCAUGUAGGUUUCAAUUUUAAGUACAAAACUUAAAACAAAGGCUUAUACGUACAAAUCUUUGCAAAGAUGCAGGGAUGUUUUAAUAUUUUAGAAAACAAAUUUUGAAUAUUGAUUUGCUGUUUACUUAUGCUAUACAUUAUGUUCAUGUGUAAAGAGAUGAAUUUAAAAAAAAAAAUAAGGGUUCAUUUCACCCAUGUAAAAUUCAUAAUUUUUUUUAUUGUGAUUUCAUGUAUUCUUGAUUUUAAUUACAUUAUUGAAAUACUUUUCAUUUAUAAUAUUAUAAAAAAUUUCUCCAAAAAUAUAUUUAUUCCUAUGCACUGUUAAUGAAAAGUGGAUCAUUAACAUUGAAAUGGUUGUUCAGUACAUAUCUAUUUUGACAUAAUCCGUAAUACAUUUGUGCUACAAAAUUAUUUUAAGUUGAAAUUCAGAAACAAAAAAGGUAUGCCAUACACAACAAUUAUUUAAACUUCAAUUUUAGUGAACCUGAUUCUCUAUACUAAAUUCAGAAUUUACCUCUGUUGCUCUGACUAUUUAAAAUUAAAAUUUUAUGCCGAAAGAACAGUUAUGUGCAGUAUACUGGAGACAAUGUCGCGAAAUUUACCUCCUGCAGAUUUUAAUCAUUAUGCAACGUAGAACUAGAAAGAAAGUCACUUGCACAAUACUGUGACCACUGCUUCAUGAUACUCCUUAAUGCUGUAUAUUUAUGUACAUAAGUUGGCUUUUGUUAAGGAAGUGAACAUAUUGUUCAAGCACAUGAAAAAAUGCUAAAAUUUUUACAAAAGAAAAGUUGUGUUUUACCUUCACACUUUAUUAUUGUUAACACUAAUGUGUGCAACUAUAAUUAAACCUUUGUUAUAGAAAGAUGGUUAUGGUGUGCACAUCUUUGAGUUAUUUUAUUCACUCAGCUCAGUAAAUCAAUGCGUACACAGUACGAGUGAUGUGAUUAAAAUAUUCUAGCAGAAAUGGCCUGACUUUGUUGAGAUUUUUUUAAAACUUCAUUGAACUGUAUUGUGAAUGAUUUCAGAAAUUUACAUAUAAUUUUUAUUAAUUUACUUUGUUUUAUAAAUUGUAGGUUUUAAAAAUGGGAUGGGAAAUAUGCAAAGAUGUGCAGCACCAAGCAAAGGAGAAAUAUUUUGUGUGUAUUUGGUAGACUCAAAUCUCAGCAGCCACACUGUGUAUUUUUAAUUUUUUCGGGUUGUAGAACAUUUCCCGUGUGAAGAUUCAAUGACAUUUACACUGCAUGGGUAUCAGUUUUAGUUUUCUUCCUCCACCAAAAUUUUGAGUGUACAGAACUACAGAUACAGCAUGCUGCAUUUGUAAAAAGAAAAAAAUUCAUGAAUUCUCAAAAUUGUGAGUUAAGAUCAAUGUGGUGAUUUCAAUACUUAAAAUAAAUUUAUUUAUAUACUGUAAAAUAUAAUUGUUAAGUAAUACAUAGUAGCUUAUUGAGCCAACACUUUUAAAAUCACAGGCAGUAUAUUUUUAAAACAAAUCCGUCCUCCCACAGUAGAGGGGAAAAAGUUACUGUACAAAAAUUAGGCUUACCAGUUACAACAAUAACAUUGUAUGUUACAGGUGGUUCUUGGCAAAAAUGGCUAUAAUAUCAGAUUUUACUCUAAUAACCCCAAACUACAGAAUGUUUUUUUUUUGCUACAUAAAUUGCUUUGUUUAUGUAAUUUUAUGUAGUUUUUGCAAGAAAGCAGUUUUAAUAGUUAUUUUCCCUGUAUACUCCAUUUAAACUAAACUGACAACUACGUGUGCAACUGCACUAGCUGGCUUUUACCAUGUUUUUGGUGUUUUGCUUAAAACAAAUUUAUAAGUUUUUCAGCUUUACUGCAAACCACAAGUCAGUUUUAGAGAUCCUUUCUAUGUACACCAGCAUUCAUGGCAGUUCUUGCUUUUGUUUCCUGCUCUGAACUUUAAAUAUACACCUUGCUAACAGAUUAUUUCCCCUUAAAUAUUUUUACUAAAUGUUUUGUAGUUUUAAAAUUAAAAAUAAAAAUAAAACAUUUUAAUGGGAAAUUGUCGGAUACAUUAUUUAAAUGUAUUUGUUAUACAGAAUAUUUUCUACAAAAAAAUUUAAUACAGUUGUCACUGAACUGAACAUAUUUUUUUAUAAGGUGUUUUGCUAUAAAGAGGUUUACUGUAUUGUUAAUUGUGUGUUACUGGCUUUAAAAAAAACCCAGCCUGGGUUGCACGCAUUCCAACCAACAGUAUGUUAGGGCGAGUAGUUUCAGCUUAACACCUUCACCAAAAAAAAAAUUGACAAGAAGUCAUAUUAGCUGGAACGUAUUGUACAAAGGGUUGCUCAUAACAUCAUGAGAGUAAAUUUUCUCUGUUUAAAACUGAAAUUACCUUGGGAAAUAAAAAAGCUGUACAGUCUGUUCCAGCUUAAUUGAAUAAUUUGGAAAACCUGGUUUUAGACCUACUUUCGGAAAUUUCUUCCGCCGUGUGUAAAUGUUAACAUUACAAAGUGUUUCUUUCGAAUGUAAACAUUAUAAUGUGAUUCAUGUAAAUUUAAUCAUUUCCAUGUGGAAAGUAAAACUGCAACGAGUGGUAAAGUCCUUAAAUUUCACAAUAAAAUUAUCUGUUCUUGAAAAUCUAAAUAUUUUAUUUUCAUCUUAAAUAUUGUGCCUUAAUUUUUAAAGAGUUUACAUUCAUUAAAAAAAAAAUUAUUUCAUAAUUAUUUGUGAAUGCAAUUAGGAACCAUCACAUAUCUCAGAAAUACCUUGUCGAAAAUCAUAAUAUCCGGUUAUGAAUAAAGCUCUUUAACUUGUUUAUUACACAUGUCAUUUAUUACUGUUUUCUCCCUUCCUGAGAUCACAAGCAUAUAUAAUUGUGUUUCAAUGAAACUGCCAAUAAAACUGUCACAAGGGUUUUUCAGGAUUGUAGCUGGUAGCUGCUAGAUAUAGUCAGUACACCCUGAUGAGGACACAAUCAAAACCAAACAUUAAAAAAAAGUCACCUGCCUGUGAUAACAAAACAUUUGUGCUCAGUUUGUUUGACUGGCUUCAAAUUAGGACUUAAAGCAGAAGAGAAUGUCAUAUCUUAGCAUCUUAUUGAACCGUAAUAAAUGCCCAUUUGAAGCUGUUUCUUUAUACUUUUCUGUACACAAAAUAAUAAAAAAAUAUAGCAAGCUCAUACCAUUUUUAGAAUUCUGAAAAUUUUAUUUAAAUGGUAGCCACAUUCUUCUUGUAAUCACACAGACCUUGUGAAACUAAAAUUGUUUGGUGGUUAAUCCAGUUUGAUAAAAGCUAAAUUACAAUUACAAUUACAUUGACAUUGGUGAACUUAGAAGAGACAUUUAUUAUUUUUUUAUUUCAUAAUGGUACAGUAAAUGUACAAAAACUUUUAACUACAACAAAAAAUCAAUAAUAGUCCUACAUGCAAAAUCUUAGGACACAAUUAUUAUUAAUAUAAAAGAACAUGCUGUAUUGUAGAAAUAAAUGCAUCAGUUUCAUCUAACACAUGUAAAAUUAAUUUAACAAAUAUGAAGUACAGUGAAGGUCAUUAAUCUGGAUCCAUGGGUCGCCACGUUCUGCCGACCUCGGCUGCCAGUUGCAGCAUUGCACUGCGCUGUGGUCAGUUUAUCCUUUCUGUCUGUUUUAAUUUCAGUACGGUGAGUCCUGUUUGCUGGUGGAUUACAUUUUGCAUUUCACAAGUACAUUGUAAUGAGUUUUUGAAGAAGACAAAUGCUUAUCUGUAUUUUUCUUUCUAUAGAACAACUUAUUAUGUAAUUUGUUUUAAAUACUACUGUACUGCAAAUUCCUUUCUCUUUGGUAUUCCUAUUAAAAUUAUAUUGACUGUCGAUAAUGUGGUAUGACCGUGGGCCUUAUGUGCUAGAUUAAAGACCUUAUACUGUACUUUGAGUUUUUAACUCAGAAGUUACAAUGAAAUUGUUGGUUUAACAUAACCCUUUUAAAACAAGUAUUGUCAUCAUAUAUUUAAUAAACAUUGCAGGUAAAAAAAUUUGGUUAUAAGACAAAAGACAGUACUGCAAAACAGUCAUUAGCUAAAUUAAUAUACGCAAUUUUCAAAACUGAAAAAAAAAAAAAAGUUGGCAAGUGUUGCUUUGACAUUUCUGCACUGGUACGUUUGAUUUUUUCAUGUAUAUGUUUCAAUUUUUCGCCCCCUUAUUGCAAUAAUUUACAUUCCCAUUUAUUUACAUAUUACAAAGAUAUAUAUUUUUAACAAUGGCAAUAAGGAAUCAAAGUUCAGCAUUUAUUGUGUAUUGUGUGAGUUGAGCCUCCAUUGAGAUGAUGAAGGUACAUGUGCCCUUUCUGCAGGCAGCAUGCACUACACAGUACUCAUUAGGUGUUCCUAGACAGUGUGGAGCUACGAGUGUUGAGUCCACCAUACAGCUAAUGGGUCUGUUGUUAAGGUGCCAAGUGUUGGCGUAUUUUAUGUGCUACGUGUUCAAAUGUAACAAAUUAUAUGAAGGGAAAAAAACAUUUUCCUCUUUGUGAAGAAGAUGAAGAGUAAAAGUGAUUUUUAGUACCAGUACAAUAUGUAUUUAGAGAUAAAAAAUAUUUCCAUCAAUGUAAGGCACUUAACUCAUUAAAAUCAUUACAAACACAUGUUUCCUAUUUUCUUUCCACUUUAUAAUGUUGCUAGGUAGUUACAAGCUAUCAGUAAUGGUAUUUUGAACACAAAUGUCUAACAGCUAAGAAGAUAAUGAUGCCACGUGCAGAUAUGCAUCAGGGAGUGUGCAGGUCACGAACAUCUCAAGAAGUACGCAUAGGCAUACUGGAGGACUGGGCAUGCAGUCGGCAGUGAUGGUGCUGGAAGUUGUGAAACACCAUUCCCAGCACCAUUUUGCUCAUUUACUCCUCACUUCAGUUUACAGUCACACAUUAAAUAUUAAUAAUAGAGAAGUGGCCACUUAAAUCAUGAGUAAAUUAUAUCUAAAAGGUGUAGAUCAUGUUAAAUUUUGUUUUAUAUAUAUAAGGGAUGGGCUGGUCGAAUUCUUGAUUCCCAAUGAAUCUAUAGUAUUUGAAAGAUUUGAGAUUUGGGGAAAAUGAUUUGAAGAAAAAUAUUGGAAUAAAUGAAGUAAAUUCAAAAAUUCACUGGCAACUCUCAAGUUUACUAGGCUUAUUUAUGUUAAUUAUAUGUCUAGUUGCGAUAUUUAGGGACCCCUUAAAUAUGGUGAAGUGUGAAAUUUGUAAAAAAGAAAUGAUGAAAUUCAGCUAUUUUUAAAGUUUUUCACAAACCAAGUUUGGUGCAAAAACAGCUGUUUCUGAGAGUUGAUCGACACAAUUUCUUAAAACGUUUCACAGGAGGUCAUAUAUCUCCAACAUAAUGUUUUUUUUUCUACUAAAGUGUCCAUUGAUUUUAUUUAGAACACUACAAAUGCUCUACUUGCUUUUUUUCUACAUCUUGUAGCUUCAUAUCUUUGGUUAUUUAGUGUAAAAUCAAGAUGGCUUUUUUUUUACAGAAGCUGCUACACAUUUUAUAUUUACACCUGGUUUUACGUAACUUUUUAUUACUUGACCUGAUAAUAAAAAAUUUAAUUUUUUAAGUGGAGAAAAACUUUUUUUCCCAGUAAACAUCCCAACAAAUGUGGAAAGUACUACAGCUUUAGGGGGUACGGAGCACCAAAAUUAUAAAAAAAAUUGAAAUUUUUUUUAUUUAGUCAUCCAAAGCUUUGAACAUUCCUUUUUCCAGUGGUGUAUCAAUUUUGAUUGUGCACCUACUAGAAAUAUCAAAAUUAUUUUAUUUUUUUUUGCAAAAUUGUGCAGGUCAAUUAUAUAUACUAAGUGUGUCUUACUAAUCCUUUGAUUUUUUUGUGGGGUCUUGGGAAGAUAAACUGGCAGGUAAAUGUAAAUAUAUUAUACUAUCAGUGUUAGGUAAAUUUGAAGGAAGUUGGGAAAAUGUUUUCAUAUAUUGGCAGCAGUGUACAGUGUAUUUAUUGGCCAUUGUGGUUCAGGAAUACUAUUCUGCAAGCAUGUUUUCUUGUGGUUUUAUAGUGUUCUGCUGAUCCAACAUGCCGAGGUUUUCUAAUAAAGUAUUCAAAAAACGUGCAAAUUGGAAAAAGAAAGUGAAUUGAGUGACUGACAAGUUUUGGGAUUGCUAUCAAAUUUUACUUCUAGUAUAGACCAAAAUAACCUAAAAGGAGACUGUUCCAGUUCUGUGCAUCAUGUUCUUGAAAACUCUUGUAGAAAAAAACUAGUUGAAGUGAAAGAAAAUUACCAUAACAUAAAUACAGGAAGUGAAAUGUUUGAGGUUAUUGAUAUUUCUAUACUGUCAAAGAUACUUCAGAAUAAUGUUUUAUGCAAGCAGUGUGCUAAAAAUGGCAUAUGUCUGAAUCUAAACAAACAUAUAAGCCUGGCUGCAGAGAUAGAAAUACUUUGUAAACAUUGUAAUUACAAGACAACAUUUUCCAGUUAUACUAGUAUAAAUGUAAAAAAUCCUGAUAAGCAGAAGAUUUCAAGUAAAUAUUAUAGUGUAAAUAUUAGGUUAGUUUAUGGACUUCGCGCAAUUGGCAAGGGAAGAGCCGCUUGUGCUAUGUUAUGUGGUGUAAUGAAUUUACCAAGUCCACCAUCAAAAUUUGAUUGAUAUGUAAAUGUGGUUGGUUCUGCUGUGGAGGAUGUUGCUAUGAAAAGUAUGGAGGCUGUUGAGGAAGCUGUUGAAGAAAAUAACAUGGAUUGUGACAUAACUGUGGCGUUUGAUGGCUCUUGGCAGAAACGGGGACAUACAUCACUAAAUGGCAGUUUCAGCCACACGUGUAGAUACAGGAAAGGUAAUUGACAUUGCAAUCAUGUCUUAACACUGUAAAUGCAAAGGAUUACCAGGAAAUCAUUAAGAGCGGUGUUCAUCUAACUACAGUGGAUCUAGUGGUGGUAUGGAGGUUUCUGAAGUGAGACUUUUGAGCGUUCAUUGUCACUGUAUAAUGCAAGAUAUGUGCGCUAUUUAGGGGAUGGUGACUCAAAAGCAUUCAAGGCAAUUGAAGAAAUGAAACCAUAUGGCGAGUGUGUACAGAUUACAAAACUGGAAUGUGUUGGACAUGUUCAUAAGCGAAUGGGUUCAAGACUGAGAUGACUGAAUACAAGCAUGAAUGGAAAAAAAGUUGAGUGAUUGAAGAACACUAGAUGGUAAAAACAGACUGACAGACUCCACCAUUGAUAUUAUCCAGAAUUAUUAUGGACUUGCAAUAAUACAGAAAAUGAGGACAGCUGUCUGGGCUCUGUUUUGUCACAUUUCAUCGACUGAUGAUAACCCACAACAUGCUGUGUGUCCUAAAGGAGAAGAAUCAUGGUGUAAAUAUAACAGAGGCAAAAUUACAGGAGAAUCUUAUAACCAUCCUCACAGUUUACCUUCGCCAUAAUGGAAGAGGUUAAACCAAUUUUUCGGUAUCUGUCAGAGAUCAAUCUCCUGAAAAAGUGUCUUCAUGGUCGUACUCAGAAUUCAAAUGAAAUUGUGUGACGCCACUCCCGCUGCCUGUCUUUAGCUUUUAAAUUUAUUAUUAAUAAUGUGAAAUAUCUCAGGGUUUUUAACGGGGGUUCGGCCUCGUGGCUGCAGGCAGGAGUGCGUCUCGGAGUUUGGAAAUUACGUUCAGAAAUUACCCGGGCUGUUUAGGCCACCCAGGACGCCUUGAAAAUAAUUAAUGAACAGAUUAUCAGAACACUGCACUUUAUUCAACGUCGAUACACUGGAUGGUCCUUUUACUGGCCGCGUCCGUUGUCGUACCGCUGUGACACACGUAAACGCCGGCGAAUAAUAUGCGCGACCAGGAUAGAUUGCAAAGUGGAUCGACGGGUUGAAGCUGUGGCUACGUGUCUCUGAGUAAGAUUUGACAUACAGUCACGGAGUUGCGGAUGCAACAAAUUAUACAGCAAAGUUAACGAAUAGCGGAGUCCCUGUGAUUAGGGUGGUUUGCAGUCUAGCCUGCGACAAAACUAAAGACUCGAAAAGUUAUGCAAUCACGUCAGUGAGCGACGUACGCGUAAAGUCUCAAUGCGUGGCAAGAUAGUCACUUAAAACACACGUUACCAAUUACACUAAAGCAUGAAGAAAGUUACAAUAUGAAAGUUAUUCAAUCUUUCACAAGAUUCUCGACGAUAACAAUUAAUUGGCUACUGGAGCCUAAAACUGCGUGCCAAUAUUACGCGGUCCUUAAACUGGACAUGGCCUUACGUAUUACGUUAAAACAAAAUCCCUAACGGGAAUUAAAUAUUAAGUUAAGUGUCGCACGAAGUAUCGUGCGACUUAAGUGGGGUCGGCGCCGAGCUAAAUGAAGGUUUGUAGAAACUUACACUAUUGCUGAAAUGUUGAAGAGAAAACUAGAAGUGCUGGCCCGACGUUCGCGGAGCGUCCGACCCCUGGGAGCCCGAGUUCAAGACUGAGCGCGAGACCGCCCGGCGGCCUCGCGCCUAAACGCGUGGAACGCGGGAAAACCGACCCGACCAGUUUUGGACUUAGAAACAAAUUACACAACAUAUGCUUAUAAGACAAUUAGACAUAAUUACCCUUACAUGAACCCUUCUUUUAAAUUGUUAUUAAUUUGGUUGUUUUAAUUACAAAAUAAUCAAGUGUUUAAUUAGGCGCAUUGCCACACCCGGCCGGGCGCUGUCGUCGUCGCGGCGUUCGUUGCGGUGCACUUUCUUACACUUUGUGAAGAUCGCGCUCGGGCGUGUUCGUCGCACUUCGGAGCCAGUGUUGCUGUGGCAUAACGACCUUUGCGGACCAGAGGGAGCACCGGCGGUUGGCGUCAUGUGAAUAGCGUCAUAUUGAGUAGGUUGCCCAAAACUGUGUUUGUGCAAAUAAAGACCCUUCAUUUUGGUGUUUAUGAUGCGGUAGCAUCAUUCAAUCAAGGAAAUAUUACAAAAUGUAAGGUAUUGGAAGAACUGGGGUUGAGUAUUGGCUCUCGCACUGCUGAUGCUAUGCUACAAAUUGACUUAGAAAGACUUAGGCAAGCUGAAAUGGGAGUCAGAAAUCUGUACAAAAAAUCUGAUUGGCUAGGAGGAAUGCCAAAAGGAAGCUUGAGAGUGAAAUGGAAGAGGACAUUGACAAUCCUAGUUAUGGAGAAGGCAUGCACUGAUUGCCAACUUUGAAGGCCAUUUUCUAAAAACAUCUUUUUUCAAACUUUAAGGUACAUUUUCUUGACUUUGGUUUAAUGCUGGGAGACGAAACUAACAGAAUGUCUUGAUAAUGUGGUUCUAUGCAUACUGAAAUAAUAUCUUUAAAAAAUAUUCACAAUAAUAAUAAAAAAAAAUUAUAUAACAUCAAAAUAUGUAAGAAAUUACAACAAAUAAUUUAAAAAAUUAUAAUUUACAUUGUUUUAUUAUAUUGUUAUUUCAGCAUCACUAUGAAAUAUAUACUUACUACCUGUAAAAAUCUGGAACAAAUAGCUUUUAUAGAUUUAUCUAAAAUGUUAACAUUGCAAGCAUAGGGUGCUCCUUACCCCCAUAUAUUUGGUUAUUUAGUGUAAAAUCAAGAUGGAUUUUUUAUAGGAGAAGCUGCUACGCAUUUUAUAUUUACACCUGGUUUUACGUAACUUUUUAUUACUUGACCUGAUACCAAAAUUUAAUUUUUUAAGUGGAGAAAAACGUUUUUUUCCCAGUAAACUUCCCAACAAAUGUGAAAAGUACUACAGCAUUAACCUAUCUCCUCGUUCGUUUACACUUAACAUUUAAAACAUUUUAUAGGUUAAGCCAAUAAAUAAUUGUUAAUGUUACUGUGAAAAAAUGUUUUAGUAUAUUUAAAGUAGGUGUAGCCUUGUUCCUAUGUUUAUGUUUUCUUUAGUUGUUAUUACAACAUAUAGAAAUUUACACAUUAUGUAGUGACGCCGUCCCCGCUGCCUGUUUUGAAAUUACGUUAAUUAAAAGGGUUUAAAGAAUUUUGAUCUCAAGGGCGGGGUUCCUGGCCUCGUGGCUGCAGGCAGGGACGCGUCGGCAAAGGGCCCCCCGGGCUGUUAUGGCCUCCCAGGACGCCGUAUUAGAGAAAACACACACGUACGUUUAACAGAUUUAUUACGUCGCACACGUUACACUUCUCUACGUCACAUAUGGCACUCACGCGACUGGCCGCAUCAUCGUCGACCUCCGCUCAGCCUACACCACCCUCAAUUGGCGGUACUCUUUACGGUCGCUCGGUAGCCCGGCGGCUAGUACUUUAAGAGGGGUAGGUUACCCGGCGAGUUACGGAGACGAAGGCUCGGGUGAGCGGCAAGCCCGUUUCUGCACACGUGGUUGUUUGCGCGCGACGUAACACGGGGUACACUAACGGCCGGGUAUACAAGUACACUUAAUAAAGCAAUAUUACACUUACGUAGCACUGGAAAGACUCGGUGGCGAGUCACACAUUUUAACGAAAGACCGCACGAGAUAUCGUACGGCCGGUUAGGGGCCGACCGGGGAGCUGUUGAUGAAGAUUUGAAGAUAGUUACCUAUUGAUGUUAACGUGGAGAUUGGCGCGAAAGAUGAAUGCUCCCUGUGCGCGGGGCUGCCGGCCCAGGUGAGAGCUAGAUCGCUACUGACUAUUCUCCCUGGCAACCGGGGCAGGGAGGGGGAAAAAUCCGCGGGAAACUGCGGAGCGCGGGAAGGUGAUUCCGGCCAGUUUUGUGAACUAUAUUGGUUUACAAAAUGAUUAGUUAAUUAACAAUAAUUAUUGGCUAUUUUAAAAGUUUUAGUUUUUGAUUGUUUUAUCAAAUGCAUGUACACAGACUACCUAGUUGCGCAAUGCCACACCCGGCCGGGCGCUUUGCACACAUAGGAGGCCGUGACUAAGGUUAAUUCUACUACAGGUUAGGAAGAAAACGGGUUUUCUUAUGGGCGAGUUUGGCACAGGGAAAAAUUCUGCCGCUAGGUGCGCUGGCGUAGCGAAAGGGUAACACUUUACACACUGCCAUUGAGGGUGAACGUGAGAAAACCGCAUUGAAGUAAAAUAAAAUAGUCGAUAUGGUAUUUAGUUAUGUGCUUUUUGUUUGCAAGAAUUAUAUUGAACAAGUCUUCCGUUAAGAACGUGUAAAUUUCACAACUUUGUGCCUUUUGGGCACGUAAAUAAAAGCUAUACUGCGUUUAUGUUUCGCCGCGAGCAAUCUGCAUAUGAAGGUAAGCAAAUAUUUGAGGUAAGUUAUGUCUGGAUGAAAAAAGAUGUGCUUGUUUGUUUUUAUCGGUUUGAUAUCACAGUAACUAUACUAUUUAGUUUGUGAAUGUUGUUGAUUCUCGGAUUAAUGGAAAUUAGGCGAAUAAUAACUAAAGUGAAGUUGAGGUCAUGACCUCACUUUACCUUACUUCACUUUACCUGCAGGUAAGCUUUGUACUUCAAUUACAGAUUUACUUGUUAAUAUAGCAAGCAUAACAUAAACAACCUUUCGCUUGGUUAUUAUUCGACUGAUUUCUCGGGAUAUGCGACAGUCUUUCCAAGCUUAACGUAAAUUUUAUUCAUGCCACUAAUACAAUUUACAUACCAUAUUCCAUUAUCAGUUACAGCAAGUCCGAAUUUAAAAUUUACGGACACAAAACAUUGGUGAUUUACUAAGAUAUUUAAGAGAAAAAUAAUUGUUUUUUCAACUUUUCAUCGCUUCACUGUGAAAUUUGGUUUUCAAAACUAUGAGUGUAGUGAGCUUGUAUGGUGCACCCAUCUACUUGCAGCAUUUGUGCUUGUUUAGAAAUUUGAAAUAGGGAUAAAAUGUGGUAGGUAAAUGGUUGUUCCUUUUGUGCUUAAUCUUCAAGCACUAUGUGAAGCAAAAAUUAAAUAAUUAGAUCAAUGCCAUUGGAUGUGUAGUUUAAAGGGGCGGUUCUUAACUAAACGAUUUUACUAUUUUUUUUUGUAGUUAGCCUAACUCAACUGACUAUUUUAAUAUCUCAAUCGUUGUAAUGUAACUAACCUAACCAACUGUCCACACCCACUAUUUAAGUAUUUUAAACGCAGCUUACUAAAUAUAACCUAACCAACCAUUUUCACAGUAUCAAAAUUCUUGACAUAUUUUUUAAAAAUUAUGUUAUUGUAGUAUACUGUUUUAACAUGUAGAAACGUUAGGUUAGCUACAUUAAAAUUACUGUGAAAUGGAGUGAAUGAUUGGUUAGGUUAGUUUUAUGUGUAUGUUGCAGAACUAUUAGUUAUUAAAAUGGAAACGGGACAAACAAAAUAAUUCAAAUUUUCAACCACAUGGUUGCCUUCAUAAGAGUGGAGAAUACACCAUGUAGAUAUGUGUAAAGGUUUUAAGUUGGAUUUUUUAUAUUUAAUUUACUUAUUUAUUAUGCUGUAAGUGAUGGCCUCAAUUUAAUUAUUUGUUUAUUAAAUUGAAAUCUCAUUGCAAAGUACCACACUUAAUUAAAACAUAUAUUCUAUAUCCAUGUAAUAUGUUUUAAAAUUGUGAACUUUUAUAAUGAAGUACCAAAGCUGUAUUUUUUAUGUUUCAAUGGAAUUUCACUGAAGUCAAAACAUAUGUUUUAGAGAAGUAAUAUAAGCAAUUGUAACUAUCACGUUUUAAAAUUACUAGCUGAUUGUUUUUAAAUAUAUCAAAUUGUGCUGGAAAAAUCAGUGAAAUAAUAUGUGUAUUUGUAUUACUAAGCCUGCACUAGAAUUAAUUUGUCCCUUGGCAUGUAGUGUCUCUUGCUCCUGCCCUCUCUGUCGUCGCCAGGUGCUCAGAGGCAGGGAAUGCUACAAUUGAUAUGUCCAUAAAUUUGUCCCUAUUUUUCAUUUUCAACACUGAUUACUUUCCUGCAUUUCAUAACAUUUUUUUCUGAGGUCUCAAAUAUAGUUAUUUUAAAUUUUAUAAGGCAAAAAAAUUAAAUUCCAAUUGCAAUAUUGAACUUUUCCUAUAGACAUCACAUAAGGAUUAGUUAAUUAGCUAUUAUUUGCUUUAAAAAAUCAGCAAUGAAUGUUUUUUUUUAAAUAAUACAUACCUCCAAUAUGUUUUGGUUGACCUUUGAUGUGAGAAGGUAACGAAAGCCAAUAGAAUUAAGUGUAUGUGACAACUCAAUGAUUGAUGUUAUCAUUACUCUUAUUCCACAGGCUGUUGAUGGUGAAAGAAACAAUUCUGGCUGAUAUUUGGUGGAUAAUUCCCAUGUGUCAAUAUACUCCAAGAAACCAAGAAAUGUCUACAUAAGAAAUGAUCAUUAAGUAUUUUUCAUGUUCCAAUACAGGAAAAUCUUUAUUGUUAAGUGCAGAUUAUGAAUAGAUGCAAAUAUUUCUUUUAAUGUUAAAUUAUUACUGUAUUGUUUUUAUAUCAGUUAUUAUAAAAAUUAACUAAACAAAUAAUUCUGAGUAGCCUAUUUGUUAUGUACAGACAUAAUAUUGAAAUAUUUCAAAAUUUAGAGUUUUACCUUUUCAUCAUCUGAUCCAACAGUCAGGCCUUUCCAUGGUUUGUUGUUGUCUAGUAUGGAAUAAACUUGUGCAACUUUUUCUAUGUAAUUUACGGUGCCAGAAAUAUUUUCUAUACCAGGCUUGUUACUGUAAAACUUCAAAGCUGCAGCUGUUUCCAUUGUGAAAAGCUACAAGCAUGAAAAUUUCAUUAUAAUUUUUACAGCAAUAAGAAAUUAUUUUUUUUUAAGGUGAGUUUCAUGUAAGUUUCUAACCAGUUUUAAUCAUGUAAUUACCCUCAAUGUAUUGUGUUUGUGUGAUAAGUAAAUUAAAUUAUUAAGCUAGGUUGUUUGUAUAAAAAAAUGUUAAAUAUAAAACUAUACUGGUGACAUACAAUUUAUUAAUUUUUUUAGUUCUUAAAUAUAAUGUUUUCAUCAGUGAUUAUUGGAUUAUUUCAGUUAAUGCAUAUGCCCAAUACAAAUAACUUAAUAAUUUAACGUCUGGUGUAGCCUAGUAAGUUGAAUUUUAAUUUGUAGUAGUAUCAAAAUAAUUAAGUAAAACUUUUGUUGUCUCCCCAUGUUACAAAUAUAAAUAAUUAAUGGUAAAAAAUAAACUGUCUAUAAAAUUA